Messenger RNA from Coregonus sp. 'balchen', 8325 nucleotides. Lineage: Eukaryota; Metazoa; Chordata; Actinopteri; Salmoniformes; Salmonidae. The record is from the annotation of a GenBank genome assembly.
GAGUCCUCCCCUCUCCAUGUGCAUCCCUAAUGGGCGGCUGGACUCGUAGUGCGGUGCUGGAGCUGUACCGAGCACUGCUCCGUGCAGGGCGCCACCUUCAGUACACAGACCGCAACUACUACCGGUGCGCAGUGGCCCGUGAGUUCCGCCGCUGCCAGGCCCUGACCGUGCCGAGCGACAAGGAGGACGCGCUGAAGAGGGGCCAGUUCUUCCUCAGCAGUAGACUGGGGGGAUUGAUGUAGGUGUCGGUCAACCAUCCAACACCACCUUUAGCAAGACGUGCUUGUGUCAGACCACUAACAGGUAAACUAUUAAGCUAUUUAAAUGACCACCUAUCCUAUCGCUCUUUAUAAGUUCAUAAUAAAUGUUUUGAUAAUAAAAGGUACACAGUCCUUGAGUUAUGGUAAUAGAACGUAAGACUCCUCACAUCUGAAUCAGUACUUUCUUUGUUCUUCUCUCAUUACUUUUCCCUUCUAACUCUACGUUCACCUAGACAGAAUGGCGGGAGUGAACGGUGAGCGUAAAGGAAAGAAGGAUGACAACGGGAUGGGCACAGCCGUUGACUUUUUGCUAUCUAAUGCCAAGCUUGUUCUUGGGGUCGGAGGAGCUGCCAUGCUUGGCAUUGCAACACUAGCAGUCAAAAGAGUAAGUGGGAUAUUCUCUAAGUUAGAUCAUAGCAAUUAUAUUCUUGAAAGAAUUCAAUCCCCUUGACUUUUUCCACAUUUUGUUACGCUACAGCCUUAUUCUAAAAUUGAUUAAAUAAAACAAUUUCCUCAUCAAUCUACACACAAUACCCCAUAAUGACAAAUGUUUUAAUACUUUUUUGCAAAUGUAUUAAAAAACUAAACCAGAAAUACCUUUACAUAAGUAUUCAGACCAUUUGCUAUGAGACUCGAAAUUGAGCUCAGGUGCAUCCUGUUUCCAUUGAUCAUCCUUGAGAUAUUUCUACAACUUGAUUGGAGUCCACCUGUGGUAAAUUCUAUUGAAAGCCUCUGUAGCUCAACUGGUAGAGCACGGCGCUUGUAACGCCAAGGUAGCGGGUUCGAUCCCCGGGACCACCCAUACACAAAAAUGUAUGCACGCAUCACUGUAAGUCGCUUUGGAUAAAAGCGUCUGCUAAAUGGCAUAUUAUUAUUAUUAUUAUUAUUAUUUUAUUAUUAUAAAUUCAAUUGAUUGGACAUGAUUUGGAAAGGCACACAGCUGUCUAUAUAAGGUCCCACAGUUGACAGUGCAUGUCAGAGCAAAAACCAAGCCAUGAGGUCGACGGAAUUGUCUGUAGAGCUCCGAGAGGAUUGUGCCGAGGCACAGAUCUGGGGAAGGGUACCAAAACAUUUCUACAGCAUUGAAGGUCCCCAAGAACACAGUGGCCUCCAUUAUUCUUGGAACCACCAAGACUCUUCCUACAGCUGGCCGCCUGGCCAAACUGAGCAAUCGGGGGAGAAGGGCCUUGGUCAGGGAGGUGACUAAGAACCUGAUGAUCACUGACAAGCUCCAGAGUUCCUCUGUGAAGAUGGGAUAAUCUUCCAGAAGAACAACCAUCUCUGCAGCACUCCACCAAUCAGGCCUUUAUGGUAGUGGCCAGACGGAAGCCACUCCUCAGUAAAAGGCACGACAGCCGCUUGGAGUUUGCAAAAAGGCACUUAAAGACUCUCAGACCAUGAGAAACAAGAUUCUCUGGUCUGAUGAAACUAAGAUUGAACUCUUGGCCUGAACGCAAAGCGUCACAUCUGGAGGAAACCUGGCACCAUCCCUACGGUGAAGCAUGGUGGUGGCAGCACAUGCUGUGGGGAUGUUUUUCAGCGGCAGGGACUGAGAGACUAGUCAGGAUCGGGGGAAAGAUGUACAUAGAGAUCCUUGAUGAAAACCUGCUCCAGAGUGCUCAGGACCUCAGACUGGGGCUAAUGUUCACCUUCCAACAGGACAACAACCCUAAGCACACAGCCAAGACAGCGCAGGAGUGGCUUCGGGACAAGUCUCUGAAUGUCCUUGAGUGGCCCAGCCAAAGCCUGGACUUGAACCUGAUUGAACAUCUCUGGAGAGACCCGAAAAUUGCUGUGCAGCGACGCUCCCCGUCCAACCUGACAGAGCUUAAGAGAAUCUGCAGAGAUGAAUGGGAGAAACUCCCCAAAUACAGGUGUGCCAAGCUUGUAGCAUCAUACCCAAGAAGACUCGAGACUGUAAUCGCUGCCAAAGGUGCUUGAACAAUGUACUGAGUAAAGGUUCUGAAUACUUACAGUACCAGUCUAAAGUUUGGACACAGCUACUCAUUCAAGGGUUUUCCUUAUUUUUAUUAUUUUCUACAUUGUAGAAUAAUAGUGAAGACAUCAAAACAAUGAAAUAACACAUAUGGAAUCAUGUAGUAACCAAAAAAGUGUUAAACUAAUCAAAAUAUAUUUGAAAUUCUUCAAAUAGCCACCCUUUGCCUUGAUGACAGAUCGGCACACUCUUGGCAUUCUCUCAACCAGCUUCAUGAGGUAGUCACCUGGAAUGCAUUUCAAUUAACAGGUGUGCCUUGUUAAAAGUUAAUUUGUGGAAUUUAUUUCCUUCUGAAUGCGUUUGAGCCAAUCAGUUGUGUUGUGACAAGGUAGGGGGGUAUACAGAAGAGAGCCCUAUUUGGUAAAAUUAUGUCAAGAACAGCUCAAAUAAGCAAAGAGAAACAACAGUCCAUCAUUACUUUAAGACAUGAAGGUCAACAUCAACUGUUCAGAGGGGACUUUGUGAAUCAGGCCUUCAUGGUCGAAUUGCUGCAAAGAAACCAAUACUAAAGGACACCAAUAAUAAGAAGAGAACUGCUUGGGCCAAGAAACACAAGCAAUGGACAUUAGACCGGUGGAAAUGUGUCCUUUGGUCUGGAGUCCAAAUUGGAGAUUUUUUGUUCCAACCGCCUUGUCUUUGUGAGACGUGGUGUGGGUGAACGGAUCUCUGCAUGUGUAGUUCCCACCGUAAAGCCUGGAGGAGGAGGUGUGAUGGUGUUGGGGUGCUUUGCUGGUGACACUUUCUGUGAAUUAUUUAGAAUUCAAGGCACACUUAAUCAGCAUGGCUACCACAGCAUUCUGCAGCGAUACGCCAUCCCAUCUGUUUUGGGCUUAGUUGGACUAUCAUUUGGUUUUCAACAGACAAUGACCCAACACACCCCCAGGCUGAGUAAGGGCUAUUUUACCCAGAAGGAGAGUGAUUGGGUGCUGCAUCAGAUGACCUGGCCUCCACAAUCCCCCGACCUCAACCCAAUUGAGAUGGUUUGGGAUGAGUCGGACGGCAGAGUGAAGGAAAAGCAGCCAACAAGUGCUCAGCAUAUGUGGGAACUCCUUCAAGACUGUUGGAAAAGCAUUCCAGGUGAAGCUGGUUGAGAGAAUGCCAAGAGUGUGCAAAGCUGUCAUCAAGGCAAAGGGUGGCUAUUUGAAGAAUCUCAAAUAUAAAAUAAUUUACUACAUGAUUCCAGAUGUGUUAUUUCAUAGUUUUGAUGUCUUCACUAUUAUUCUACAAUGUAAAAAAUAAAGAAAAACCCUUGAAUGAGUAGGUGUGUCCAAACUUUUGACUGGUAGUGUAUGUAAAUGUAACUUCAGUUUUUUUUAUACAUUGGCAAGAAAUUAUAAAACCCGUUUGGCUUUUUCAUUAUGGGAUAUUGUGUGUAGAUGAGUGGGGAAAAAAACAAUUUAAUUAAUUUUAGAAUAAGGCUGUAAUGUAACAAUGUGGAAAAAGUAAAGGGGUCUGAAUACUUUCCGAAUGCACUGUAUGUACAUUAUUUGUCCAUUGUGCCAGUUCAGUUGUAGGCUAAAUGUGAUCACCUCUCACUAUUUGGCUUCUGAUCUCUAUAUCAGUAAUUGUACUGUUUUUAACCACGAGUGGAAAACAUGACCAUUUCAUGAAACAUUCUAAUGGACAAUAAAGAUGUUCAAUUCAAUCUCCUUUCAGAUGUAUGACCGUGCCAUAAGUGCUCCGACCAGCCCUACUAAGAUGGAACCAUCAGGGAAAAGGAGCUGGGAGGAACCCAGCUGGAUGGGCUCGACACCACGGGUACUUAACCAUGACAUGAAGUCAACAGUGAGCAGGUCACUGCAGACUCUACCCACCUCCAACUCCUUUGAACCAGGUAAGGUACACUAAUGUAUUUAGGGUGUCACACACGAUAAUGUUAUUCCGCAUUACAACUAUUAAACAUUGCUCAUAUAAGAGUUAUGAUCGUGCCGUUAGCUCACCCCACAGUGUGAAACGUUGCCAAUAGCGCUGCUGAAUUGUUACUUUUUCGGUGGAGCGACUGGUUAGUACGUUGUCAAGCAGGGCGGUUACGUGUGUUGGCAAGGCAGAGGAUGCGAGAUCAAGUACCGGUAAGGACUGGUGAGCUAGGAAGCUAUACUGCUAAGCAGUACACUCACACUCGCACACAUUGCCUAUCUGUGUUCAGAGUGAGGCCUGAGCAGUAACACUUGGGAUUGAUGGAGCAGGUUAGUAGUGUGUUUCAGAUGGUUUGACCUCAUCUCUGUGCAGUGUUUUCUAAUCCUUGGCUGUGUCUAUUGAUGACAGGAUGGCUGAUGGCAGGAUGGCUGUACUUCCUGUAUUGUGGGUGAUACCACUGACUCUUAGUGCUUGUUGUAUGAAGCUAUAGGGUCGUUCCAUUUGAUUUCAAUCCGUUUUUGACCGCAUCUCUUUUGAUUUGAACUAAACUUUCCAUACAUAUUUGGCCAUGGUAGAAGUGAUCAGAAAAUGACUUUUUGGACCUGAAUGCCAAAACAUUCAGGAGAUAGAGGUGCUCGAAGUUGACCCAAUUUUGCAUGCCAUACCAUGAGACGUCCAUGGUAUUCAUCACUUGAAAAGAUUAACGGUUAAGCUUGAUAUCAUUUUAAAAGCUUGAAAACAGGGUUGUCAAGCUAUAUUUAUUAUUAUUUUUUGGAAAAAAAUUAAUUUCAAUUAUCUAAAAACAUAAACUCAGAUUUAUUUUAAUUUUCGCAUAUGUUGUAGUUUUAUACCGUAAUGUACAUAAUCUGAGGUGUAUGUGUUGUGCCUGCCAUUGGUUGAGACACAGCAUACUCUUGAAUACAUUUUUACAUUUACAUUUUAGUCAUUUAGCAGACGCUCUUAUCCAGAGCGACUUACAGGAGCAAUUAGGGUUAAGUGCCUUGCUCAAGGGCACAUCGACAGAUUUUUCACCUAGUCGGCUCUGGGAUUAGAACCAGCGACCUUUCGGUUACUGGCACAACGCUCUUAACCACUAAGCUACCUGCCGAAUACAGGGUGGGUGUCUUUUUAAUCAUAGAAAUAUAAUUCAUAGAAUGGACCUAUCCCUUCAGACCACUGCAAUUUAGCUGGUACACCAUUUAAAUUAUUUUAAUUGACAUUUUACAUUCCAAUUACUACCACAAAGAUGGCCGCUGGUCCACCCACUGUCGAAUGUCAACUUAAAUGGGAAUGUAUAUUCUAUUAUCUAUAUUUAUAUGGUUUUAAUAGGUUUCCUAUGGAAGACAUUGUAAUUGACAUUGUAAUUUAAAACAACUGAUAUUCUCAUUCAAGUCAAUGUUCUCCAAUCAUCUUCGUGGUACAAUUGGAAAGUUGAAAUGUCAAUGUUAUUCCCAUUUUAGUAAAUGUAUCAGCCAAAACAUUACACCCACUCUGUAUUCAAGUGCAUGCUGUGUCUCAACCGAUGGCAGUCUCAACAUAAACCUGUAAAAUAGGAUCUAAGCUACAACAUAUGUGAAAAUCUGAGGUUUUUUUAUUUACUUUUUUGUUUUCAAGAAAUUACCAAAUAGUUUGACAAUCCUGUUUGUAAGCUUUUAAAUUAUAUCAAAUUGAGCCAUUUAUCUUUUCAAGAGAUAAAGACAUAUAGUGGCUGUCUCAUGGUAUGGUGGGGUAUGCAACAUGGAGGUGCCCAAAAUGUGAUACGUCUCCUGAAUGUUUUGGCAUUCAGGUCCAAAAAAUCACUUUCUGAUCACUUCUACCAUGGGCAGAUAUGGAAAGUUUUGCUCAAAUGAAAAAUGGGGUGGUGAAAGCUAUUGAAAUCGAUUGGAACGACUCUACAGUUUUGUUAGUAGAAACCCCACUAAAUAUACUCCGAUGGCUAGUUUCAAUUGAGCUCCAUUAGAUAUUUGUUAUAAAGUUUAAGAAAAUACCUCAACCAAAGUCUGUGGUAUUUUGGAUGGUUCUCUUAUGCCGGGUGUACACUACUCAACUUUCAAAGUCCUAACAUCGCUCAGCCUCUCACAUUUAACGACUGUCUUUCGUGUUUUUUUGUUUGUCUUCCCAACGUAUUGGUGCUCGUUCUGAACGAUAUGGCACAAACGUAGGGGGGGGGGGGGUCACACACAAGAUUCUUCACUUGGUCGUGAGGAUUCUCAAUACCACACUGUCUCGCAAAAAUGAAACUUGUCUGAUCUCAACUAAAAACAUUGUGUAGUGUACGCCCGGCUUUAGUGUUUAGGAUACUCUCUGUAGGAGAGGAUAGUCCGUAAAGCAACCUCUCUCGUGGUACUUGUUCCCAUUAGUUGGGUUUGAUUUCCUGUUGUCACCCCAUAAAUAUCCUUCUUACUUUCGUUCUUAUUUACCUCCCAUUACCUUUCAACAUAUUUGUUUGAUUUAUUUCAUUAGUGUAGUGUCUUGCAUCAUCAGGAUGCUCAGCCCACAUGGGCUUAUAAAACACUGUAUAUGCCAAUUUUAGUAUUAUUUUACCCAUACCUGCACAUUCCUAACCUCUGCCUGUCGUGGCUGUAUCCCCUCAGACUGCAUGCGGAAGGCGAUGGGGCGGGGACGUAGUGCUGCAGGGCAGACCGACCUCCUCCAGGCCAGGAUGCGCCUCUCCUUACAGGAGAAACUGUGGGAGUUCUACCAGGAGCGAGUGGCCAUCCCUGCUGAGGAGCAGGCCACAGCCCGCCGGGCCGCCCUGGACAUCUGCGCUGAGCUGAGGAUCUUCCUGCACGCCAAGCUGCCCGACAUGCCGCUCCGAGAGAUGUACCUCAGCGGCAGCCUCUACGACGACCUGCAGGUAAUAAGAGGGUGGUAGUAGUAAACUUGAUUAUCUUUUUACUUCGGUGCCCGUCUCUGGGUUUGAAAUGUUAUGGUUUCAUAAGAAUAACAUCAAUGUGCUCUAACGCUCCCUCUCUGACUCUGUUUCUGACUCUCGCUCCCUCGCCCCCCCCCCCCCCCCCCCCCCCCACCCUUUCUCCCACUUUUUCUCAGGUGGUGACAGCAGAUCACGCUCAGCUCAUGGUCCCUCUGACCCUGGAGAAGAACCUGUGGUCGUCAGUCCCUGGCGAGGACACCAUCAUGAACAUGCCGGGUUUCUGGCUGAUUCGCAGGGAAAACCUGGAGUACUUCCCCCGAGGCAGCAGCUACUGGGACCGCUGCAUGGUAGGAGGCUACCUCUCCCCCAAGUCUGUCCUGGAGGUGUUCGAGAAGCUGGUGGCGGGCUCCAUCAACUGGCCGGCCAUUGGCAGCGUUCUGGACUACGUGAUCCGGCCGGUGGUUCCCUCUGAGACUCUCACACUGGAGGUCCAGUACGAGAUGGACCGCCAUCUUUACGUGGACUUCCUGCCUCUGCUGGUGAUGGACGACGGUGCCUCGCUGAUUGCCAAGCCACACAGGCUGGCCGCCGAGCGCCACGAAAACCUGUGGCGGCAGAGCUUCCGCGUGGCGGAGACGGCGCGCCUGCGGGCCCUGGACCAGGAGGACGGUGGCUGCCGCUGCGCCUGCCUCAAGGUGACUAAAGCAGUGUGCAAGCUGAACCCGGCCCUGGCGCGCCUGUCGGCCAGUCAGCUCACCAACGCCAUACUGCUGCUGAGCGGGAAGGAGGGCGACUGGACCCAGGAGGCGCUGGCCGACCGCUUCCUGCAGCUGCUUCGCUCGCUAGUGGGACACCUAGAGGCCGGGAGGCUCCCCUGCGCCCUGGUCCCCAAAGUCAACUUGUUCUGUGAGCUGACGCCAGUGGAGGUGGAUGAGCUAGGAUACACCCUCUACUGUUCCCUCUCUGACCCAGAGGGACUCCUAAGGACUCCUGAGUCUGACUGAGUCUGGUCACGGGUUCUAGGGUUUAGGACGGAUGGUAUAGAAUUCUAACUAAGGCUCCAUAGAGUCCAUACUGCAGAAGAGGAUAUUUAAUUUAUAUGUGCUUCAGACAUGGACCAUGUCCCCUGUGACCACGUCGCUGUGUGAUUGAUUCAACAUCACGUCUCUGGAGUCCCUGUUUCAUCGAUCAAUACGUUUCUCUUGUACUUUUUUUUUGGCGUAAUUAUGUGUGAUAAAGUAGAAAUGCAAAAUCAACAUUUUUGACAUGCAGGCCAUAUCUGCUGAACUCAAAUACAGGAUCAUCCAAAUACCAGUUAAACCUCAGAUGAUGAAACC